GAAUGUAUACUUGUGCCACGUGUUUGUGUGAGGACACUGUUUGCGUCACAGCAGCACCUUGCGUCGAUUUGCGUCAUCACUCUCUCCAGUGUCGGUUGCAGGUUACGGUACAUGACUUGAGUGUUAGUGGACAAAAGUGGUCAACCCCGCUGCAGAGUGCAAUGCAGCUGUGAUUACUUAUAGGAGCUAUGACAUGUAAUUUAGUGGUUAUUUUCAAAACGAAUCCCUGUGCGGUUAGCUGCAUUGAAUAUCGAACUGCUGUCAAAGGAUUGUGAGAUGUAGAACGACUCAGACCUACUUCAAACCGACUACUGGAGUAUUUCGGAGCUGCACCUCAUUGCAGUCAGAUCCGGUAAACUAAAUGGUCGAAUCUUUGGGGAAGAUAAAGAUGCUUCGAAGUCCAGCGCAACCUCCUUACGGCGUUACGCCGAAGGAUUUACGCGAGCUGAUGGUGUUCAGAGGGCAAGAAGGGGCGGCGCAGCUGGAGCUGUUAGGGGGAAUACAGGUGCUAUGUGAGAAGUUGUCGUCAUCACUCACCAGAGGACUCACGGUCGACACCAAGGAGUUCAAGCUCAGGAGAGACACGUUUGGACUGAACAGGAUCCCCAAAGUAGCUCCCAAGUCGUUCCUGAGGCUGGUGUGGGAAGCGCUGUUGGACAGUACCCUCAUCAUCCUGGUGUCGGCGGCACUCAUCUCUCUCAUACUGAACCAGAUGAAGCCUAUGGAGAACGAGGACGACGAAACCCACGGGUGGAUCGAGGGAGUGGCCAUCCUCGUGUCGGUACUGGUAGUGGUGCUUGUCACCGCCUUCAACGACUUCACCAAGGAGCGGCAGUUCAGGAGCCUGCAGAACAGGAUAGACUGCGAGCAAGUGUUCCCCGUUAUCCGAGACGGAGAAGCAAGUCACAUCCCCGUCACGGAGAUUUUGGUGGGUGACGUGUGCCAAGUUAAGUACGGUGACGUCAUUCCCGCGGACGGUGUUUUGAUACAAAGCAACGAUCUCAAGCUAGACGAGUCUUCCCUAACGGGAGAGUCGGAUUAUGUAAGGAAGAAAGUGUACCACGACCCGAUGUUGUUGUCGGGCACCAACGUAAUGGAGGGAAGCGGCAAGAUGUUGGUGACCGCGGUCGGGGUAAACUCUCAGGCUGGUAUCAUCUUCACGCUCCUGGGCGCAGUUGCAGAGAAGAAGAAACAAAUAAGGAAAAAGGGGCGUAAGAAAAAAACUGUGAUAAGGCUCGAAGAUUCUGCCCCCACAGACGAUGAAGUUGACUCACCUCCGCCGGAGUCCCGAAUGAAACGAAAAUCCGUUUUGCAAGGAAAACUAACUAAACUCGCCGUACAAAUCGGAUACGUAGGUUCGGCUGUUGCCAUUCUUACAGUGGUCAUGCUUGUUCUUCAGUUUUGUGUGAGAAAAUUCUGGCUGGAACACGAAAAAUGGAAUGAUAGCUACUACAAUAAUUUCAUUCAUUUCUUUAUCAUCGGUGUCACGGUUUUGGUGGUGGCAGUACCAGAAGGACUCCCUUUGGCGGUCACGAUUUCCUUGGCGUAUUCCGUUAAGAAAAUGAUGAAAGAUAAUAAUUUAGUCAGGCAUUUGGACGCUUGUGAAACCAUGGGAAAUGCUACUAUCAUAUGUUCUGACAAGACCGGAACACUAACCACAAAUCGUAUGACGGUAGUGCAGAGUUAUAUUUAUGACGAAUUCGAUAAAGUUAUUACUAGACAAAGUUUAGCUACUGUGCAGUCAAACGUUGCCGAUAUAAUCUGUCAGGGAAUAUCUAUAAACUCAAAUUAUGCAUCCCGGCUAAUUCCUUCAAAAACGUUAUCAGGCAGUUUUGAGCAAGUUGGAAAUAAAACCGAAUGUGCCCUGCUAGGAUUUGUUGGCUUAUUUCAAAGAAAUUACCAAGAUAUACGUGAAAAUAUGCCGGAAGAAAUGUUUACGAAGGUUUAUACAUUUAACUCCGUUAGAAAAUCUAUGUCUACAGUAAUACCUUGGAGGGAAGGCUAUAGACUAUUUACCAAAGGUGCGUCUGAAAUAAUUCUCAACAAGUGUGACUAUAUUUUAGGAAAGGAUGGGGAGGUGAAAAGCUUCACAGGUGAUAAGAAGAGCCGACUCGUUAACAAUGUUAUCAGAAUAAUGGCCGAAGAUGGGUUACGGACAAUAGCGAUCGCGUAUCGGGAUUUUGUCCGGGAGUAUGCGUCGACAAACGAGGUUCGUAUAAAUUCCGAACCUGAUUGGGACGAUGAAAACACCAUUGUAAGUAAAUUAACACUAAUGUGCAUUGUCGGGAUCGAGGAUCCUGUGAGACCAGAGGUCCCAGAAGCUAUAAGGACUUGUCAGAAAGCGGGAAUAACUGUAAAAAUGGUUACAGGAGAUAAUAUUAACACGGCUAGGUCCAUAGCGACAAAAUGUGGUAUAUACAAGCCAGGAUUUCUCAUACUGGAAGGUAAAGAUUUCAAUAGGAGAAUCCGUGACGCCCAUGGCAACAUACAGCAACAUCUUCUCGAUCAGAUCUGGCCCAGACUGAGAGUACUCGCGAGAUCAUCCCCGACAGAUAAGUACAACUUAGUGAGGGGAAUCAAAGAGAGCAAGCUCAGAUCGACAAGAGAAGUGGUUGCCGUCACCGGAGAUGGUACUAAUGACGGUCCCGCCCUCAAAGUGGCCGAUGUAGGAUUUGCCAUGGGUAUUGCGGGAACCGAUGUAGCUAAAGAGGCUUCCGACAUAAUCUUAACAGACGAUAACUUUACGAGUAUAGUAAAAGCGGUGAUGUGGGGACGAAACGUAUACGAUAGCAUCACAAAAUUCAUUCAAUUCCAGUUGACGGUGAACCUGGUUGCAAUUCUGGUGGCCUUUGUGGGAGCUUGCACCGUAGAAGACAGCCCGCUCAGAGCAGUUCAGAUGUUGUGGAUCAAUUUGAUUAUGGAUACUUUUGCCUCCCUCGCCCUGGCCACGGAGAAACCCACACCGGCCCUCCUUGACCGCAGACCUUAUGGCAGGAAGCAGCCGCUAAUAUCAAAAAUGAUGCUCAAGAAUAUAUUGGGACAGUCGGUCUAUCAGUUGACUGUACUGUUCUGCCUGGUCUAUCUCGGGGACAAAAUUCUCGACAUCCCAACCGGUAUUAAAGCCCACAACCCUGUCAACACUCAUUUCACGAUGGUGUUCAAUUCCUUCGUGAUGAUGACUCUUUGCAACGAAAUAAAUGCAAGGAAAAUCCACGGUGAAAGAAACAUUUUUUCCGGUUUGUUCACGAAUCCAAUUUUUUGUACCAUAUGGUUGGGGACACUUGUUGUGCAAAUUUUGAUCAUUCAAUACGGAGGUGAGCCGUUCUCCGCCCACAGAUUAAGCGUGGAUCAGUGGCUGUGGUGUUUGAUGUUCGGCUUAGGAUCCCUCAUCUGGGGUCAGAUCCUCGGCUUCUUGCCUCCCUCUACUGUCCAGGACUGCCCCAAGAGACCGAGUGAAGACUUCGACGUCGUGUCCCUUUCCGAGCUCAGCAACGGAAGCCGGGGGCGUAUCUUGUGGUUGAGGGGGAUGAGACGCCUACAGACUCAACUCAAAGUGGUGAACGCUUUCAAAUCGAAUCUGGCUCGUAUAGAAGAGCUCAGAAGACAGACUGCAGGAGGAGUAGAAUCAGAGCAUCCAAACUACGUCAACGGCCCUGGUGUUGCUAAUUUCUUCGCUUGGAAACCGGUGGCAUAUAAACCAGCUGCACUCUAACACCGUCUACAUCAAUUUUGGUCAGUGGUUGCUGUCCUUUUCUCAUCUCAGUACUUAAUUUAAAUAACAGCUUUAUUUUGUUUGUACUACCGUAAAAAAUCACAUUUUGACAGGAAUCUACAGUGUCCCCAAUUACACGAUCAUUGUUUCUUCCACGCGAAACUAAUUAUAUAGUCUUAAGUGGAAAAUCAUUGGAAAUGUGUAAAUAUUUUAAAUAUUGAUAAGUUUUAUUCUAUUUAUAACCCUCGUUCAAGGAAGAUCUAAUUAAAUAUGUUGAUUUCAUA
Messenger RNA from Homalodisca vitripennis (glassy-winged sharpshooter), 3996 nucleotides. Its product is annotated as plasma membrane calcium-transporting ATPase 3-like. Gene Ontology annotation, biological process: calcium ion transmembrane transport; regulation of cytosolic calcium ion concentration. Gene Ontology annotation, cellular component: intracellular membrane-bounded organelle; membrane. The record is from RefSeq and is a predicted model, not a curated record. NCBI's taxonomy places the organism in Eukaryota, Metazoa, Arthropoda, Insecta, Hemiptera, Cicadellidae. The transcript is spliced from 3 exons. Bases 362 to 3712 code for a protein of 1116 amino acids. Gene Ontology annotation, molecular function: P-type calcium transporter activity; ATP binding; ATP hydrolysis activity.